Anopheles coustani is the source of this 646-nucleotide messenger RNA. Its product is annotated as coiled-coil domain-containing protein 86. The record is from RefSeq and is a predicted model, not a curated record. The coding region runs from base 83 to 577 and encodes 164 amino acids. Gene Ontology annotation, cellular component: nucleolus. The transcript has 2 exons. NCBI's taxonomy places the organism in Eukaryota, Metazoa, Arthropoda, Insecta, Diptera, Culicidae.
ACACGCGGUUCCUCGACGUAAACAAAUCGGGUAGCGGUGCGAAUUACUUUUGUUUAUUUAAAAAAAUCAGUAUCUGUCCGCAAUGGACGCUUCAAACGAUACUGAGGUACCACAAAAUACAACGUGUAAAAACGAACCUAAUGCCGAAGCAACGAUUCCACAAUCGAAGAGGGUAAAGAAAAAGCAAAGCAAGUUAACUCGAACCGAUCCUGCAAGCGACGACGUGAACGUUCCGAUUCGAGGUAUGCCGAAAUCGGGUAGAAUGUGGAAAACGACCAAGGAGAGGUUUGCGAAGGUGAAGAAAACCAUUCGUGGCAAGAGGACGGCAGAACGGCUAGCGUACCGGGAGGAGAUCAAACAGAUCAAGGAAUUGUCGCAGUCAAUCAAGGAGGAUAGGAGGCGCGAGAACGAGGAGAAGCGGCUACGACGCGAGGAAAAUGCGCGGCGAAGGUUGGAAAACGAGCGUAAGUCGGAGAUCGUGCAGAUUAUCAACAAUCCAGCAAAACUGAAGCGGAUGCGUAAGAAGCAACUGCGGAUGAUAGAAAAGCGUGACCUAUCCAAAGUAAAGGUUGUGUAAAAGCAUACUAGCUUUAAUGCAAUAAAUGGUAUGAACAAAACAAAUAACGCACACUACGCGCCCACUACG